AUGAGCACGUCACAACACACAAACAUUCUCUGUCUCUCAUUACUCUUUGUUGUGACAUUCUGCUUGGUCUCCGCUCGGUCAUCACCAUUAUUUUCAAAACUAACAAUAACAACAACGUCGGAUACUCAUCAUGACACUGAUGUAACUUCCUCCUCACGACUACCAACUUUGAGAACUUCUCGGCCGAAGGACUCAAUUUCCAGUACUGACAUCCUCGCUACUUCUGCAGCAGUAAAUACGAAUGGCAUUAUUCCGACGUAUUUACGCAUCUCAACCAUAGCAGGAUAUGACGCCACAGCGAAUGGUCUCUCUGCUACUGAAUCACAAUUAUUGACGCCUGUAGGAAUUAGUUGUGCCACUGCUCCUUCUUCUUCUCGAGAAAAUUGCGUCAUGGUCGACCAAGGUCUAAGUCUAAUUCGAAAAAUUCAAGUUGUGGAAAAUUCUUCUUCUGGAGUUCAACAAAGAGUCAUGAAUACUCUCGUUGGAGUGCUGGGAACACAAUCGUAUAAUGGUGAGGGUUUAGACGGACCAAAUACUUUCUUGAAUAAUCCCAGUGGAGUUUUUGUCACCCCAUGGGGAGAUGUUUAUUUUACAGAGACACAAUCGAACGUGGUACGAAGAUGGUCUUCUUCCUAUGGAAAGGUGUAUGCCGUAGCAGGAAGAGUUUAUAAUGGUAAAACAAUGUUUUAUGGCGAUGGAGGACCUGCACUUUUGGCAGCAUUGGCUUCUCCUCGUGGAGUCUUUGUCAGUCCACAUACUUUGGAAAUUUACAUUGCGGAUACAUUUAAUAAUAGAAUUCGAAAAGUAUUUACAAAUGGAACUAUUGUCUCCAUUGCUGGUUCUGGUGGCAAUGGACCGUUCGAUGACCACACUCAACCAUUCGAUCAAAUGUUGGCUAUUGAUUCAAAAUUAUAUUUUCCAACACAUGUGGAAACUCGAAAAAACCAUUUGGGGGAGGAGGAAGUGUACAUUGCAGAUUCCAAUAAUGCAUGUAUUCGAAAAAUUUUGAGCAAUGGAACACUUGUCACAAUUGUUGGAGUUUUGGGACAAAAAGGAUUUAAUGGAGAUGGUAUUCCUGCAACGACCGCUUUAUUGAACAAUCCCUCAGACUUUUCAUUUACUUCAACUGGAGAAAUGAUUAUUAACGAUAGCGACAAUGGUCGAGUUCGAAAAGUCUCGAAGGAUGGAAUUAUUUCGACCAUUGCUAUUGCAAGUGUUUCAGGUUUCGAAAAAUGUAAAUUUUCUGAUGAAGAAGCAAUUGCCAAGAAUGCCACUAAUUUUUUUGGAAGCAUUAGUUUUGUUCAUGUCGCCCCCAAUGAUGACAUUCUAGUUUCAGAUGUCAAAUGUAAAAGAAUUCGAAGAAUAUCAGGUGUCACUGGAAAAGCUUCAGCCUAUGCUGGCACAGGUACAUACGGAUACAAUGGCGAUAAUAUUGCCGCAACAAGAGCUGUACUGUCAGCACCAACCAAAAUGGCGAUCCUACCAACGACUGGCGAAUUAAUUUUCACAGAUUCAUCUUUUGAACGAGUUCGAAAAAUUACUAAAGAUGGCCUCAUACAAACCAUUGUAGGAAGUGGACUAAAUGGAAAAGCAACAGAUGGAACGAACGCACUUCAAGCUCCAUUAGCCCAUCCAAAAGGAUUGGUUGUCAAUACUACUGGUGAAUUGAUAGUUACAGAUACAAAUAAUCAUUCAAUUCGAAAAAUUACCUCCUCUGGGACAAUAUUAAGAAUUGUAGGGCUAGACACAGAGGGUUAUAAUUACGACUAUGUCAACCCUUUACUUGCUGUGGAUGCUCAAAUUUCAACUCCUCGAGGACUAAGUAUUUCUCCCCAAGGAGAGCUCUACUUUACCGCUUCUAAUUAUAUUGCAAAAAUUACUGUGGAUGGUUAUUUUAAAAUGGUUGCUGGUACAUCGUUCGCUGGAUAUGAAGGAGAUUUCAGUUCUAUUGAUUAUGCUCGCUUCAAUCAACCUAAUAACAUUUUCAUUUCCAAGCAAAAUGAAAUAUUUGUGGCCGACAGUUUAAAUCAUGUCAUUCGAAUGAUUGCGCCAAAUGGAACAACGUACACCAUAUGUGGAACAGGUACGGCAGGAUAUAAUGGAGAGAAUAUUUCACCUCCUCGACGUGCUCAACUCAAUUAUCCAACUGGAAUUUAUUUGAGUGAACAAAAUGAACUGUUCAUAGCCGAUACGAAUAACCAUCGCAUUCGAAAAGUUUCUAGAGACGGAGUUGUAACAACAGUUGCUGGAAACGGAGUUCAAGGAGGUACCGACAUUGGAGAUGAAUCUAUUCGUAAUGCUAAAGAUUUUAAAUUGAACAAUCCCACUGGAAUAUUGGUGGUCAAUAAUACUUUGUUUAUUGCUGACAAGGGAAGCAAUAGAAUUAGAAUAGUUGAAAAUGCUUGCGAAGAAGGAUAUGUGAUGAACAUUGAACAAUCCACAUGUACUCCAACUUGCUUUGGAAUUGUUGCUUCAGAUCCAUCUGUUUGCUCAGGAAAUGGAGUUUGUAAAGGAGUGAAUGUUUGCGAGUGUAAAGCAGCAUACAGUGGAGACAAAUGUGACCAAACCUUCUUGGUCUAUUUCAUUCCAAUUAGUAUUUCAUUGCUUGUAUUAUGUGUCAUAACGUCACUUGUCGUUAUGACUAUUGCUUGGUGCAAUUUUAAAAGAUGGAAACGAAUGAAAUUUAAGGAAAGUGAGCUUGAGCAAAAACUAUUGGAUCUUAAUGAAUAUUCAAGUGGUAUUGAGAAAACUUCUUUCAUACCAUUUGAUGAAUUGGAAAUUAUCAGUCGAGUCGGAAGUGGAGCUUUUGGAAAUGUUUUCAAAGCCAAAUGGAAACAGGCCAUUGUAGCCGUGAAAUCCAUCGACGUUUCUUCCGAGGAUAUUGAAGAAGAUGAUUUUGCAAAAGAAGCCAUGCUAUUAAGCACAUUGAAGCAUCCCAAUAUCGUGUCGUUUUUUGGAAUUUCUCUUUCUGAAACAAAACGACUGCUUGUUGUUGAAUAUUUGGACGGAGGUAGCUUGGAAGCUUUAAUUUCAGAAUUGAGAACAGGAAAACGCAAGUGCACGGUUUUACAGAAAAUCAAAUACCUGAUCGAUAUUGCGAAUGGAAUUUUAUAUUUACACACUCUUUCUCCAAAUGCAAUCAUACACAGAGAUUUGAAACCAGCAAAUAUUCUGUUAAGUAGUAGUGGAGUUUGUAAAGUGUGCGAUUUUGGACAGAGUAGAAUGUUUUCAAAAGAAACAAAGAAUGCCAUGACAAGUCAUAUUGGAACAUUCUUUUACAUGGCCAAUGAAAUGCUCUCAGCAGAUAAUAACAUUGACUCAAGAUUUGCCACUGCCAUAGAUGUGUACAGCUUCUCCAUUGUCAUGUGGGAAUUAUUAUUCGAAGAGCCGCCUUAUCUUUCUCGAAAUUUCGAAAAACUUUUCUUUGAGGAAAAUUUUGAAUCAUCUAUUUAUUCAAAACUAACAAGUUAUAACAUUUUGAUUGAAGUAGUGAAGGGACUUCGACCACCAAUUCCAUUUUCAACUCAGGAGAGUUGCUUGAGGUGGUGUGAAAUAUUCCUUCAACAACAACACUCACUGUCAGUUGUCAACCUUUCAAAUGUGGUAUGGAAGUUGACUACACUAAUUCAACAAUGCUGGUCAAGCAACCCACAAGAAAGACCUUCAUUUUCUGAUAUUGUUAACACUCUUUCUCAACUGAAACAUGAGUUGGAACCAUAA
Naegleria lovaniensis is the source of this 3720-nucleotide messenger RNA. RefSeq lists its product as uncharacterized. The coding region runs from base 1 to 3720 and encodes 1239 amino acids. NCBI's taxonomy places the organism in Eukaryota, Heterolobosea, Eutetramitea, Acrasida, Naegleriidae. Gene Ontology annotation, biological process: protein phosphorylation. The record is from RefSeq and is a predicted model, not a curated record. Gene Ontology annotation, molecular function: protein kinase activity; ATP binding; protein binding. The transcript is spliced from 3 exons.